CGGUACCCUUUUCCUAAUUGCCAUGUUCCACCGCAUUCCACAGCACAGCUCGAACUUUCUUCCUCGUUGUGUUGUGUUGUGUUGUGUUGUGUUUCUGUUUCGUGUGUUGUGAUUGUGACUCUCUUCUCUUUCUUUUCCACGCGAUUCAUUCCUUCAAUUUUCAAUUCCAUUCAAACCCUCCCACAUUCUAUUCCCCUUCACAAUUGUUAUGCUCCAUCGUCUUCUCUCACCGACCACUUAGGGUUUCUCUCCGACCUCACUUCUUGCCGGGAUUUUGGGGGCAGACUUAAUCUCCGGCACUUAUGGCCUCCAACUUGCAGAUGACUCCUCAGGUCGAGCAGAUCCACGGCGAAAUUCGCGACAACUUUCGAGCCCUCGCAAAUGGCUUCCAGAAGCUGGAUAAGAUUAAAGAUGCCAAAAGACAAGGUAAUCAGUUGGAAGAACUCACGGAUAAGAUGAGGGAGUGCAAAAGGUUGAUAAAGGAGUUUGAUCGUGAAAUUAAAGAUGAAGAGGGAAGAAAUGCCCCAGAAGUGAACAAGCAACUCAAUGAUGAAAAGCAAUCAAUGAUCAAGGAGCUAAACUCAUAUGUGGCACUGAGAAAAACGUACAUGAAUACCAUUGGAAAUAAAAAACUUGAACUCUUUGACAAUGGAGCCGGAGCAAGUGAACCUACAGCUGAAGAAAAUGUUCGACUGGCAUCAGAAAUGUCAAAUCAAGAACUUAUCAAUGCUGGGACGAAGACAAUGGAUGAAACUGAUCAGGCUAUUGAGAGAUCUAAGCAGGUUGUACAUCAAACAAUUGAAGUUGGCACCCAAACUGCUACUACCUUGAAAGGCCAAACUGAACAAAUGGGCCGUAUUGUUAAUGAGCUUGAUUCAAUUCAGUUCUCAAUUAAGAAGGCCUCCCAACUUGUUAAGGAGAUUGGUAGACAGGUUGCUUCAUUUUCAUUGCUUCCAUGCACUCUAUUUAUUUUCCGUCAAAUCGGUGUCUUGGAACUAAAUUGUCUUUCCUUGUUAUCAGGUAGCUACAGACAAGUGCAUCAUGCUUUUCCUGUUCCUUAUCGUCUGUGGUGUAAUUGCCAUUAUUGUCGUGAAGAUUGUGAAUCCCCACAACAAAGAUAUUAGGGAUAUCCCCGGAUUGGCACCUCCAGUUCCCACCAGGAGGCUCUUGUAUGCAAGGAGUGGAGAUCAUUUUGAUUAAUUCUUAUAUUUGAACAAGAGUGAACUUCCCUAGUCCUACCAACUUGAUUCUUGUUCUCGUUAAUGGAAAGUUAGAGGAUUGCUGUCUGGUGGCAUUAUUUUGGUCUCUUCAAUUAAUUAAAUUAAACAUAUAAACACUUGCAUACCCUGUUUGUGAUUUUAUGUUAAAUCACACGAGAGCCUUCUGCUUUUCUUGAGUGCCAUGUUUCUUUAUGUAACAUUCCAAAAGUGUAGGACUAGAGAGAAAGUAAUACUGUGAAAUUCGUUCUGUAUAUGUCUAAUUCAAAGGAGAUUUCUCCGUCUUCGUUAUUUUUUUUAUCCUGUAAUAUGCUUGCAUUCGAAACUGUUUGGUGGAUUUGUUUUGUAAAUUACAUUCAGAGUUGGGCUUGCAGUUGUUCAUAUUAAGUCCCUUUACUUGAUU
Cajanus cajan (pigeon pea) is the source of this 1620-nucleotide messenger RNA. NCBI's taxonomy places the organism in Eukaryota, Viridiplantae, Streptophyta, Magnoliopsida, Fabales, Fabaceae. The record is from RefSeq and is a predicted model, not a curated record.